AACUGUGUGAGUCUGCAGACUGAGCAAGAAGCUGCACAGCGGAGCGACAUGUCAGACUGAGAACACGCAGACAGAUGAUCGUUUGUCAUCAUGAAUCUGACGUUAGACUCCGACUCCGUCCUCACAGGAGCUUCUCAUCCAGGUGUGUCCUAUCGGGGGAUGUCCAUGUUAUUAGACAGUGAUGGAGGCUGGAUGCUUCAUAAUGUGAGCGACGUCUCUCUGCAAACAGGAAACGUUUCUGCAGCUAACAGCACGCUAACGACGCCAGAGGUUGAGUUCGACCCAUUAGGAGGACACACUGUGUUGCAGGUGAUCAUCAUCGUCUUCCUCACUGGAUCUCUCUCUCUGAUGACUGUGGUUGGAAACAUCUUGGUGUUGGUGUCCUUUAAGAUCAAUAAAGCCCUGAAGACUGUGAACAAUUACUACCUGCUCAGCCUGGCAUUCGCAGACCUGACCAUAGGGACUCUAUCCAUGAACCUGUACACAACCUACAUCAUAAUGGACCAGUGGGCUCUGGGCCCCGUGGUCUGUGACCUCUGGCUUGCCAUCGACUACGUGGCCAGCAAUGCCUCAGUCAUGAACCUGCUUGUUAUCAGCUUUGAUAGGUACUUCUCUGUGACCCGACCAUUGACCUACCGAGCCAAACGUACCACAAAGCGGGCCAUGACGAUGAUCUGCUUGGCCUGGUCCACCUCCUUCAUCCUCUGGGCUCCGGCCAUUUUGUUCUGGCAGUACAUCGUAGGAGAGCGGACUGUCCAACCCAACGAGUGCUACAUCCAAUUCCUGUCCGAGCCCGCCAUUACCUUCUGCACUGCCAUCGCUGCCUUCUACCUGCCUGUCACCAUCAUGGCCACCCUGUUCUGGAAGAUCUUUCAGGAGACAGAGAAACGGGCCAAAGAAUUCCAAGGACUAAAGGGAUCCGGGGCAGGAAACAAAUCUGGCCAGGCUCAGAAUCAGGGGGGCGGGAGUGGACGAGGAGGAGGAGAAGCAGCGACCAACAGUCAGAAGGAUUCUUCAGCCAUGCAGCGACAGAUGAGCUCUCAGAGCAGCAGCAGCUAUGACCUGAACCAGACCACCUCCGAAAAGAACAACAGCAUCCCUGGAGGAGGAGCAGGAGGAGGGGGAAGGUGCGCAGCCUUCUGCUUUAAGUGUUCAUCACUGCUGCCAGGUCGACACACCUCAAGGAGGUCCAUCAACACGACCACAGCGGGCGAGGCGGAGCACAACAGCUGUGACAGCCUGAACAACAAUGAAGAGGAAGAGGAGGAGGAAGAGGGCGAUGGGGAGGACCCAACAAGAGCACCAUCAGAUUCAAAAUCGAAGAAGAAAAAAAACAAGGAUAAACAAUCCAUCAAAGAAGGAAAAUCUAACUCUUUGACAUCAUCACCAGCAGACCAAUCGGCUGCCAAACGUUUUGCCUCCAAGGCAAAGACAGAGAUCAACAAGCGAAAGACUGACAAGAAGGCUAAUGAGAAGAAGGCGAAUGAUAAGAAGGCAGCGCGGACGCUGAGUGCAAUCCUGUUCGCCUUCAUCACUACGUGGUUACCCUACAACAUCAUGGUGCUCGUCAACACCUUCUGUCAGGACUGCAUCCCAACCACGCUCUGGGCACUGGGAUACUGGCUGUGCUACGUGAACAGCACAGUGAACCCCAUGUGCUACGCUCUGUGCAACAAGACAUUCAGGACGACCUUCAGAGACAUCCUGAUGUGUCAGUGGAACCAGAAGAAGAACCAGCCUCAGUUCCAGCAGAGGAAGGCAGUCGCUUUUAAGAAAUAACAUCACAUGAGAACAGAGUGUAAAUUCUCUGACUGACUCUGAAGAAACAAUCCUGAUCAACAAUCAGAAAGUGAAUGCACCAUGAAAAGUUUAAUGUCAGGAAACAUCCUGAAGCUUUAAACUAAAUCUGAUUGUAGCCAAACAGGACUUUCCUCAAAUCUAUCAGAGGAGCCUGAUGCUGUUCAUAAAAACACUGUUCAUGGUCCCAUAGGAUUCAUCCUCUUAAUGAGCCAUUAUGCUCAAGGACCCUACAACUGUGGAACUACUUUCUGUGCAUGUUCAUGGUACCCAGAGUAUGAUAUUAAUAAACACAACUAGGGAUGUUUC
This is a messenger RNA of Labrus bergylta (ballan wrasse), 2106 nucleotides long. RefSeq names its product cholinergic receptor, muscarinic 3b (gene chrm3b). Gene Ontology annotation, biological process: regulation of vascular associated smooth muscle contraction; adenylate cyclase-inhibiting G protein-coupled acetylcholine receptor signaling pathway; chemical synaptic transmission. Gene Ontology annotation, cellular component: synapse; dendrite; plasma membrane. Gene Ontology annotation, molecular function: G protein-coupled acetylcholine receptor activity; G protein-coupled serotonin receptor activity. The record is from RefSeq and is a predicted model, not a curated record. NCBI's taxonomy places the organism in Eukaryota, Metazoa, Chordata, Actinopteri, Labriformes, Labridae.